Molecule: messenger RNA, 654 nt
Organism: Oikopleura dioica
Lineage: Eukaryota; Metazoa; Chordata; Appendicularia; Copelata; Oikopleuridae
Source: the annotation of a GenBank genome assembly
AUGAGCGCACAGUUUCAAUUCUUGCAAAAUGAGACUCAAUUCAAAGCCGUUCUACAACAUGCUGGAAGUGUCACAUUUUUGAACAGCCAAAAUCAAGUCCUCCUCACCGUCACGCACAAAUUUGAAUUCCUCGGAACCUGUGAUGCUGAACCUCGUUAUAUUGCUCAUCAUCACGAGCUUGGAGAUGUUAUUCAAACACAUCGAGUCAAAGUCGAGAAAUGCUGCAUUUGUUGUCCAACUAGUGUCGAUUUUGGCAUUUUUGCUGGACAAGAGCAUCUUGGAAGCUUCAGAUACCCGAGUCGGGUCCAGUCGGGUCACAUGUAUGUGAACGUUUUUACUCCGACCGAAUUGCUGGAUGCAGAUGGAAAUUUUUACCUCAAAUACUGUAAAACGACGUCGAAUGUGUUUGACGCCAAGAGCCUCAAGGAAAACGAGAGCGAUAUUAGAACUCAAACACUCAUCACCGAAGGACCAAAUCUAGUUGCGACUCUCGAUACUCGAUCUCAAGGACAACCUGGUGUUUUACCGUGGAAUCACUCAGCGACAAUUUCUGUCUCUCCGCAACUUCCAGUUCCUACCAAACUCUGCUUGAUGAUGAAUGCGGCAAUGCUUCUUUUCGACUUUUGGCGACGAGAAAGACAGAACCGAAGUUGA